AUGCACCAGUCGUUCACGGGCAAUGCCCGUAAGGGUCGUCAAGUCAAUCUAUCCGGUCGACACACUUCAAAUCCUUGGGCUGCAUCGGCGAGAUCGACCCAACCCAACGCUUCACCCACGGUUGCCCAAGCCCACGCCGAUCGGGCGAAGAGACAGCAAGAACGGGAGAGACUAGCUGCGGCGAGAAGAAUACAAAAGCUAUGGCGGGGGCAUUUCACUCGGCGGAAGGCGAAGGCGAAUUGGAGGCACAUAUGGGACGAGAAUGAGGCUCGAAGAUGCGGAUCGCCGAACAGGCUUGAUUAUGAAAACCUCAUCGAUACGAACGAGCCCAUAGCUGCAUAUCAGGAUCCGGCAGAGUUUCUCUAUCAAGCCAGGUUACUCCUCCAUUUCCAAGAAUUCCGGAGGCGCAGGGUAAGAGACGAACAAGAUACCUGGAGAUUGAUCUUCUUCGCCGAAGCCUUAAGCCGAUCCGUCUCUUUACUGGCCACAUCAAACCUGGACGAUGUGUGGAGGUCGACGUUCUCCAGACUCGCAAUAGUUGUAGCCCGGCAUUUGAAGAGUGUAUUGGAAAACCAGUCGGAAAAGGUCCAGGGCGUCCAAGGCCCGCGGUUGUUAAAGAUCAUCACACUACUCUGUCACGUUGUCCCGGAAGAGAUGGUCCGGAAGGCCGAUAUCCUCUUUGACGCAAUAGAGAACGCCGUGUUGUCGCAAACGGAAAGCAUGAGGCCGUCCUGUGCAGAGGCGAUCGUCUCAUUACUUUCGUCUACCAGUCCGCACAUACGUUCUGCGUAUCUAGCAUUUGCUAGGAAGAUAUUGAGCCAGAAUUCAUUCUCCAACAACAGAACCUUGUUGAAUUUCCUCGCUGAGGCACUGGAUUUGGAUGAGUUAGCGGCAGCAAUGACCGCCGAAGUUGACGAUCUGACCACAGAUGCUAGACGACCCGUCGACACGUCGCAAUUGCUGUGGCAGCUAGCUCAUCUAAUCUAUUUCCAUGACUCACUCCACAAGGGGUAUGCCAAGCAGACCAACUACAUCGAAGCAGUCUCAUCGCUCCUGGGUCAUUCUGCGAACGAAGUCGCCCAAAGAUUGGAUCUUGCAGAUCAACCUAUGUUCGGGAAUGGCAACACCACCCCCGAGCCACUUCCAGAAUUUGUCAAGGAAAUGAUACAAAGAAUACCCCAGCAGGAUAGUGUACGCGACGUUCUACGAGAAAUGGGAACAAGCAAGCAAUCGCUGGCUAGUUCUGAAUUCGAUUCCGCCAAACGACUAGCAAACUAUGCUGUUGCAUUGUUACGCGCGUUCCCAUCCAAGGCCCAGAACAUCCGAAUGUCUUUGUACCAAGGUUCUGUACGAUCAAUGGGAGACAAUGACGUCUCAACUAUCCAAUACUUUUGGCAAACCACACGAUCUACAACAGUAUUCAAGAAAGUCGUUCAAAACCAGAGGAGCGUGCUAUCAAUACUUCGCGAGGCCGCUCCCGAGACAGAUCAACUUGGUCAAGCUCCGCUAUCAAAGGAAGAGAUAUCUAUCUGGAGAGACGAAUGGCGUAUAAUAUUGCUGUUCCUCGAGCUCUACACAUUUGUCCUCAAGUUCAUGGACGAUGAUGAUUUCUUCGCAUUUGACAAAUCUCGGAGCUUCAGCACUGCGAAUACUCCAACCAGUAUAGUAUCGAGAAGGGGCGCGUUGCCAUUGGGAGACGUUGCGCUGAUGACCACAUUCUUGAAGAACCUGGCAUUCACACUGUAUUGGAACGCAGCAGAUCUGGUAGAAAGUGAUGAUUCUGUCGAGGAGGCCAAUCUAGCGGCGCUCUUUGGCGGCGCUCCUGUGGCGUCCACAAGAUCCACAGACCAAAAAGAGCAGACGUUGACUGGCAAUGGUGUUUCUCAAGGCUAUCUCAAAGGUCUUGUUACUGGGUUGUUACGGAUGCUUCAUGAAAGGGAUUCUAGACAUUCAUUCGUACCUGCUGGUCACUGGUUGAUGAGCGAUCAUAUUAACAUGUCUGGCUUCAUUCCGGCGGUGGUAGCGGAAGAGGAAAAGCGGCAUCAACUUGGCGAUGAAGAGGACUCUGACGAAAAAGACGAUAGCCUCAAUGACGCGAUGGAUAUGGAUUUGUCUACGGAGUCAGGUUCAUCCGAGACCCUGUUGAGCACCAUAUUCGGGAUUCGCCCAUCGCACAUGCCACGAUCUGCGGCGUCCCGACAAGCCGACCGCUAUGAACAGCGGCGACAACAGGCUCGGAAAAAGAGACAGCUCGAAUCUUUAGCACCUCGACUUGAAAUUCUUCGCAACCUACCAUUCUUCAUCCCUUUCGAAACCCGGGUACAAAUAUUCCGUGAGUUUGUCUAUCAGGAUCAGCUCAGGAGAAGAGACGGAGCCGUUGACCCCGAUCAAUGGAGAAUGUCAAUAGCUGCAACAACACAAGGACGGGGCCCAGACGGCCGCCCAAGAGCACUCGAUAUCAUCAGUCGACAUCAUGCUGAAAUCCACCGUGACAGCGUGGUUCAAGAUGCUUUUGAUGCAUUUUUCCCGCUUGGUGAAGGACUCAAAGAGCCAAUCCAGAUCACCUUCAUUGACAAGUUUGGUGCACCAGAGGCAGGCAUCGAUGGCGGCGGUGUCACCAAAGAGUUCCUCAUGAGUGUAACAAGUGAGGCUUUGCAGCCUGAAGAUGAUUUCAGCAUGUUCGCCGAGAGCCCACAACAUGCAAUCUACCCAAACCCUAAAUUGAUACCAACAUUGACGAAUUACAUGAGGAAACACGGUAUCCUGCCUGGGACGGACGGGGUGUAUGAAAGCAAAGUCAAAAGAAUGCUUCAUCAGAUGCAAUUUAUCGGCCGAAUAGUUGGCAAGUGCCUGUACGAAGGCAUUCUGAUUGACGUCAAUUUUGCAGGAUUCUUCCUCCUCAAAUGGGCAUUGACUGGUGGCACGACGGUGGGUUCCAAUGAGUCUGCAUAUCGCGCAACGAUCAAUGACUUGCGUGACUACGAUGAGGAGUUGUAUCAUGGGCUGCUGAAACUCAAGAACUAUCCGGGUGAUGUCGAGGCAGAUUUCUCGCUUGAUUUCACCGUGACGGAUAUGAUGCACGACUGUGAUGAAAACGGCGCAGAUGUGUCACGUCCUCAUACAAUAGAACUGAUUCCCAAUGGAGCCAACACCCCCGUGACCAACACCAAUCGACUUGUCUACAUUGAUCGAGUUGUCAGGUACAGACUGCAGCAACAACCAAAAGCAGUCACUGAUGCCUUCUUGAAAGGCCUAGGCCAGAUCAUUCAACCUAUGUGGCUGGCCAUGUUCAAUCAGAAAGAAUUGCAGAAACUCGUGGGAGGCGACAACACAGAACUUGACAUCGCCGAUUUGAGGAGGAACACCAUGUAUGGAGGAGUCUAUGCGAUUGGUGACGAUGGACAGGAACAUCCCACGGUGCAGCUGUUCUGGAAAGCACUGCAGGAGAUGGAUGACGAUGAUCGCAGAAAAGUGCUCAAGUUUGUCACCAGUACGCCCCGUGCGCCUCUACUCGGCUUCAGCCAUCUCAAUCCGAAAUUUAGCAUUCGUGAUUCGAGCGAUGACCAAGAACGUCUUCCCAGCACCAGUACAUGUGUCAACCUGCUGAAACUGCCACGGUAUGAAGACAUUCGGACCAUGAGGGAAAAGUUGCUUUACGCCGUCAAUUCAGGAGCCGGAUUUGACCUUUCUUGA
Molecule: messenger RNA, 3693 nt
Organism: Exophiala spinifera
Lineage: Eukaryota; Fungi; Ascomycota; Eurotiomycetes; Chaetothyriales; Herpotrichiellaceae
Exons: 1
Coding region: 1-3693 (1230 amino acids)
Biological process (GO): ubiquitin-dependent protein catabolic process; protein polyubiquitination
Molecular function (GO): protein binding; ubiquitin protein ligase activity
Source: RefSeq, a predicted model, not a curated record